This is a messenger RNA of Camarhynchus parvulus, 2877 nucleotides long. It is a transcript of the gene RBM39, whose product is annotated as RNA binding motif protein 39. Gene Ontology annotation, cellular component: nucleus. Bases 883 to 1980 code for a protein of 365 amino acids. NCBI's taxonomy places the organism in Eukaryota, Metazoa, Chordata, Aves, Passeriformes, Thraupidae. The transcript has 18 exons. The record is from RefSeq and is a predicted model, not a curated record. Gene Ontology annotation, molecular function: RNA binding. Gene Ontology annotation, biological process: mRNA processing.
GGCAGUGCGUCUCGCGAGAGGCCCCUGUGCGGUGCGCUGGGCGCCCCCGUGCUGUGCGCGGAGCCGCGAGCGGCCGGGCGCCAUUUCGGGAGCAGCCGCGGAGCCAUAGACGGAGUCAGACCGGCACCGGGAUCGACUCACGACCGCGCCGCCCCUCGCCGCCCGCUCCCCGGGGCUGCCUGAGCGCCGCCGUCCAUUUAAGAUUCAGACGCCUGGAGAAGGUGCUCAAGCCCUCGGGCCCGUUCCCCACCGCCAGGGUAGUGACGCCAGAGCCGCUACUGCCGGACCUCGGGGCCCUAGCGAGGAUCGCACCGCCCGCGGCGCAGGUGUCCUGAAAAAUGGCUGAUGAUAUUGAUAUUGAAGCAAUGCUUGAAGCUCCUUACAAGAAGACUUGCCUAACGAUAUCUCACCUCUACUCCCAUGAAUUCACCUUUGAUUCCAGUGUGAACUGUCAAUCAUAAGGAUGAGAACAAAUUGAGCAGUGCCAAUGGCCAUGAAGAACGCAGCAAGAAGAGAAAAAAGAGCAAGAGUCGAAGUCGAAGCCAUGACAGAAAGAGGAGCAGAAGUAAGGAACGCAAACGGAGCCGAGAUCGGGAACGGAAAAAGAGCAGAAGCCGGGAAAGGAAACGGAGCAGAAGCAAAGAACGCAGACGCAGCCGGUCUAGGAGCAGAGAUCGCAGAUUCAGAGGCCGCUAUAGAAGUCCCUAUUCUGGUCCAAAAUUCAACAGUGCCAUCAGAGGGAAGAUUGGUCUGCCUCACAGCAUCAAAUUAAGCAGACGUCGCUCUAGAAGCAAAAGUCCUUUCAGAAAAGACAAAAGCCCUGUUAGAGAACCUAUUGAUAAUCUUACCCCUGAAGAGAGGGAUGCUCGAACAGUGUUCUGCAUGCAGUUGGCUGCAAGAAUUCGGCCAAGAGACCUGGAAGAAUUUUUCUCUACAGUAGGGAAGGUUCGUGAUGUGCGAAUGAUUUCAGAUAGAAAUUCCAGACGUUCAAAGGGGAUUGCUUAUGUUGAAUUUGUUGAUGUUAGUUCAGUGCCCCUGGCAAUAGGACUGACUGGACAGAGAGUCCUGGGUGUACCUAUCAUAGUACAGGCAUCACAGGCAGAGAAAAACAGAGCAGCAGCAAUGGCAAAUAAUCUGCAGAAGGGCAGUGCUGGUCCUAUGAGGCUCUAUGUGGGAUCAUUACACUUCAAUAUUACUGAAGAUAUGCUUCGAGGAAUCUUUGAGCCAUUUGGCAGGAUUGAAAGUAUUCAGCUCAUGAUGGACAGUGAAACUGGGCGCUCAAAAGGAUAUGGAUUCAUUACGUUCUCAGACUCUGAGUGUGCCAAAAAGGCCCUGGAACAACUCAAUGGAUUUGAGCUGGCUGGGAGACCAAUGAAAGUUGGACAUGUAACUGAGCGUACUGAUGCUUCCAGUGCUAGCUCAUUUUUGGACAGUGAUGAAUUGGAACGGACUGGAAUUGAUUUGGGAACAACUGGUCGGCUUCAGUUGAUGGCAAGACUUGCAGAAGGUACUGGUUUGCAGAUUCCUCCAGCUGCACAGCAGGCUCUGCAGAUGAGCGGAUCUUUGGCCUUUGGAGCUGUGACAGAUUUACAAACGAGACUGUCCCAGCAGAAUGAAGUUCUGGCUGCAGCUGCUUCUGUACAACCACUUGCAACACAGUGCUUCCAGCUUUCCAACAUGUUUAAUCCUCAAACUGAAGAAGAAGCUGGCUGGGACACAGAAAUUAAAGAUGAUGUGAUUGAGGAAUGUAACAAACAUGGAGGAGUUAUCCACAUCUAUGUUGACAAAAACUCAGCUCAGGGCAAUGUGUAUGUGAAAUGUCCCUCCAUUGCUGCUGCCAUCGCCGCUGUCAAUGCUUUGCAUGGGAGGUGGUUUGCAGGUAAAAUGAUUACAGCAGCAUAUGUACCUCUUCCAACAUACCACAGCCUUUUCCCAGACUCUAUGACUGCAACCCAACUACUGGUUCCUGUUCGACGAUGAAGAUUAAUUUAGUCAGUUUUGUACAUAGGUAUUUUUUGGAGGAAGAUUGAGUUAUCUUUUAUUUAGAUAAAACUAAAGGAAAGGAUUUAAUGUCAUUUGUGUACACUUCCUGCUAUCUUUAAAAAUAAAAUGAAGUAAGCAGAAAUGCAGUGUGUUCAUUCUCCCUAACUAGCAUUUCCACUGUAUACAAAGCUGUUGACUUCUUGUUCUGCCUUGUAAUUCUUGUACAUUGACAAAGGUGAUCUGUAGGAACUGAGAAGUAGCUCAUAGAUAACAAGUACUCUGUAAAAGGCAGAUGGGACAUAAUGACAUUUUUAAUGUUUCAUAAGCCUUUCUUUUAAUGCAGCAAAGACAUUUUACAUUUCACUAAAUGUGGGUGAUCUGCUCAAGGGUAGUAUCAGAGAGAGACUGGAUGAAGGGACAUAUUUAGUGUUUUUGUAUAAAUGGAAAAUCCAAAAGGCUACUGAAUGCUGACUGCAGACAGCUACUCGGCUUGCUUUGUGCUGAAUAAUUGGUGAGAAUAGGAGGAUUGAAGGGUUUUAUUUCUUGAUGGUAACUUUUGAUUAUUGUAUCUGUAAAAGUUUCUUUGUAAAUACUGUGAGGUGUGUCUAAGUUUCCAAACAAAACAUCUCUGCAUUUCCAGAUGAGUUUCCACACGUGCAGUGGGGCAGAGCUGGAGGAUUUCAGCCAAGUCUGAAAAUGGGUAGGAAAUACAGAAAAGUGUUUUGUUCUGGUUGCAUAUAAUCUUUGCUCUUUUUAAGCUCUGUGAGCUCUGAAAUAUAUUUUUGGGUUACUUCAGUGUGUUUGACAAGACAGCUUGAUAUUUCUAUCAAAGACUUUCAUAUUGCAACAAUCUUUGUAAGAACCACUCAAAUAAAAUUCUCUUAAAAAGGCCUU